Messenger RNA from Olea europaea var. sylvestris, 1412 nucleotides. RefSeq lists its product as uncharacterized. The coding region runs from base 252 to 1355 and encodes 367 amino acids. The transcript is spliced from 2 exons. NCBI's taxonomy places the organism in Eukaryota, Viridiplantae, Streptophyta, Magnoliopsida, Lamiales, Oleaceae. The record is from RefSeq and is a predicted model, not a curated record. Gene Ontology annotation, molecular function: protein dimerization activity; DNA binding.
CUCCAACGGCAUAAUUCUGAAAUCAUCAUCCUUUUCUUCUAUUUGGUUGGAGAAGAAAUUUUCUUGACGUCUGCUUUCUUGAUUCCUCUUUCCUAUUGAAGAGAAUCCGAUUUAAGCUUUUGAUAUCACUAUUCUCUUUGUGAUCUCUACUUUCCUGUGCUAAUUCUGCAUAUCAUCAAUUCUGUAAAUUCUCAGAUUCUCAAUAAGUGUGGAGAAGACAUUUUUCUGAUUACAAGAAACUGUAGGGAAUCAUGGAAAAUGCGCCAAGAAACAAGAAUCAGAAAACUGCUUCGAGUGCCAUCAAAAAGAGUUUCUUGAGGCGGAAAGAUUACAUCAAGAAGAAGACCGAGGAACUCUCUAUACUCUGUAAUGUCAAGGCCUGUGCCAUUAUCGUUGGGCCAGACGGAACCAUCGAAACAUGGCCAGAAAGUCGUAAUGAUGUGCAGCGGGUGAUUGAAGCGUACAGAAACUGCCCAGUUGACAAGAAGAAAAGGGAACCACCCCAAGAACUUGAUCGUGGUGGCGAUGAUCACAGUAAUAAAAAACAGAAAUUAUGUGUUGUCUCUGAGGGAGUGAAGAAGACAGGGUUUACUGAUCAAGAUUUGCUUAGAAGGAUUGAUGCAAAGUUAUGUGAAGUACGGAAGAAAAUCCAGUCGAUUAAGUCCAAUGAUCAAAACUCUAUGGACCAUACCAUUGCUAAUUCGAAAGAGCCAUCCUUCUUCCAAGAAACUGCCUCCUUUGAACAGAGUCAGAUUAUAGAUAACCCCAUUUGGUUCGACACACAACUGGAAGAAAUACGUGGAUUUGAGAAGAACGAUCAAAACUAUAUGGACUAUACCAUUGCUAGUUCGAAAGAGCCAUCCUUCUUCCAAGAAACCGCUUCUUUUGGUCAGAGUCAGAUUAUAGAUAACUCCGUUUGUUUCGACACAAAACUUGAAGAAGUACAUGGAUUCGAGGAGAAUGAUCUAUUUGACUGGUCGGAUGUUUUUGAUACAAGAUCUGAAAAUCCACAUCUAAUGGUAGUCGGUAAAGAGGACAACCAUGAACUUUUGGCAACUGCACCAACUCCAAAAUCUCUCGAUACAUAUCAAGAUUAUCAGCCGUCUACACAGGCAGUGAACUCAUUAAUCCCUGGUAGUGAAUCAAUGGAUACAUUUUCUAUGGCAUAUAAUGGAGAAUUCAACCAGUUUGCACAUACUGAUCUGAACUCAUUUAUUUCUGGUAACGAAUCAGUGAACUCCUUUACUUUGCCAGCUAAUCAGUGUUUUAAACCAAAUUGGAAUUGGUUCGAAGACAGCGCGUUUUUGGCUGACCUGACUUCGUGGCACGCUGCUCCUAUGAAUCUGUGGACUUAGUAUUUUCUUCUUACUUAGUCGUAUUUUUUGGUUCUUUGAUGGUGAACUCCAUUUCUA